Messenger RNA from Electrophorus electricus (electric eel), 6955 nucleotides. RefSeq names its product transmembrane protein 178Bb (gene tmem178bb). The record is from RefSeq and is a predicted model, not a curated record. Gene Ontology annotation, cellular component: membrane. NCBI's taxonomy places the organism in Eukaryota, Metazoa, Chordata, Actinopteri, Gymnotiformes, Gymnotidae.
CAUGCACAGAGAAUGUCGAGGCCAUAUUAGUCUAUCCGCGGAGUCUGCAGCAGCCGACUUGUAAUACAUAGGCCUAUAAAUAUAUGUAUAAUUUUUCGGAUUUUUUUCCACGAGGUUUUUGGAGAUGUUGCGUCUGAUAACAAUUAACCUACGUGUUUGAGUGUGUUGCGUUGUCCAAGAUUUACACUGAUAUCACGUUUCGUUCAGCUUUACACUAUACAUUACAUUAUAGUGGACCGAUAAGGAAUUAGGGAAAUGGCCUGAACCCAUAGCUCGGGACCAGAAUUAUUACUGGACGACGAAUUACAAGGACUACGGAUGGACAUUAAAGCCGGGAUACGAUAGGAAUCUUUUCUUUCGUCAGGCAGCCGCACAACCGCUUCAGUUCCCUACACUUCUCUGCGCAAGAAAAACAAAUUCCGGAGCACCGACGAAUAUCAGUCAUUUCUGUCCGUGUAUUUAGGGUAGACUGCAUCCUACUUCCCCGAUGAUGGUCUUGCUAUUGGUACCGCGAGGUGAUGUAAGCUGAACAAGUCGAUGCGUGUGCACGCCAAGGAGCUGUCCGAGCUGUUUGUGGUGCUGAUGCGGCUUUGAGGAAUGCGAGUAUGGCUGCCGGAAAGUUACUACUCUACGCCGGUCUUUCUCUUUCCCUGUGUGCGCUUGGUAUGUUGGCUGUGGCUAUCUGCUCUGACCACUGGUACGAAACGGAUGCCCGAAGGUACCGGGAACGGUGCCGAAGUUUCUCUAGUCGCCGGAAAGACCCGGGCUUUAUUUACAUUCCCAACAACAGCCUCCCGCUGCGCGCUAGCCGCUCGCGUCUGGACCGCUGGGAAGAAAAGCUCCUCCUGGCCCGAAAUCGACGGCAGCUGUUCGCCAUGAGCGCCGCGGACGAGUGCAGCAGGCAGUAUAAUUCCACUAACAUGGGUCUGUGGAGCAAAUGUCACCGUCUUGGAUUCGACCAAGAUAUCGAGGACCGCAUUCGGAAAGGUGCUAUUGCAAGAUGCUCCUAUAUCAAAUACCACUAUUCCUCAGCCACAGUUCCUAAGAAUCUGUCCUAUAACAUUACCAAGACCAUCCGGCAAGAUGAGUGGCACUCCUUGCACCUGCGCAGGAUGACAGCAGGCUUCAUGGGCAUGGCUGUGGCCAUCAUCCUCUUCGGCUGGAUCGUGGGCAUGCUUGGCUGCUGCUGGGACCGUGGCCUCAUGCAGUACGUGGCAGGCCUCCUCUUUCUCAUGGGUGGUACAUUCUGUAUCAUCUCGCUGUGUACCUGCGUAGCAGGAAUCAAUUUUGAGCUGUCCCGCUACCCGCGCUACCUGUAUGGUCUCCCGGAUGACAUCAGCCAUGGUUACGGCUGGUCCAUGUUUUGUGCCUGGGGCGGACUGGGCCUAUCGCUAAUCGCUGGCUUCUUCUGCACAUUAGCGCCUUCCAUCCAACCAAUCCCUCGCUCCACCUGCCCCAAGUCUCGGCAAGAAAACGGCACGGUAUGUUAGAUGGAAGCCUCCCAGACAGGUCUCCCACAAAGCCUCUGUGGUGAGCGAGGAACAUAUAUAUAAGACAUCUGAUUAUCAAAACUAUACGUCCAUUUAGAGUCAUUUCUAAUCACACCAACAAGGCCACAGAUGCCAUUUUUGUGUGACUUUGCAAAUGAGUGUCUUGAUUGUUCAAUGAAAAAUAAAAUGAAAAUUAAACGUAAAAACGUACUACUGUAAGCCAAUAUGUUCGUGAACUUCGCCGUUACUGAGAAGCCGAAGUGGGGACAGAAAAACUUUCCUUUCAUGAUUAUAAUCCUUGGCCACUAGAACUUGGGAAGACAGAUGGCGACAGAGACUUGUCCAUCAGUACAAAGUCCAGCAGCAUAGGAUUUGAAAGGUGUGCACCAGAAGUUUCCUAGAUGGUUUUUGUUGUCGAUGUAAUUGGUGCUCGGGACUGAAAAAUGAGCACCAAGAAGGGGCGUGGAAUGGGAACAGUGCCAAUGUGUAAAGUCAGCAGGUCAUGAUGGUUGACUGUGGAGAAGAGCGGAAACGCUUCGGAAACAAGUACUGAAUUCUGUGAUAACUGAUUCUAUUACGCAUGAAGUGACAAAAGCAACCAUGGACACUGGAGAUACCACAUGAACUUCAGGGUGCAGCUACCGGUACAGUAAAAGUUGACGUUUCUGACAGAAUAUUUUGAGGAAUGGGAUCCAUCUGCUGGUGCCAGUAUCUCUCAACUGCUGUACACUAUAAAACUGUAAAAAAAAAAAAAAAAAUCCAGAAAAAAAAAAAAAAAAAAAUACAAUGAGGACAUAUUUUGGAUCAUUUACUUUUCCAUGCGAGAGUUUCAUUCAUCCAUCCUGAAAUGGGAUCAAACAUUUUUAACAUGGUGGUUUUUCCAUGUGGUUUUGUUUUCUAAUACUGAAAAGCAUCAUGAAUGAAUGUGUGCAUGUCUGUCCUCUCAUCGAUAAAUGUUUGUGUGGCAGGGUGGAUGUUCAUGAUCUAUACAUAAAAAAAAAAAAGGAAAAAACAAUUCUGUCAUAAAAAAUAUACUUUAUACUCAAAACCUGCCUUGGGAGAACAGUAGGGAGGUUCUUUGAUGAAUAGAAAGCUACUAAAAAUGAAAGAUGCCAUAUCCUGUUUAGGAGAACUAAGCAGAGAAUCUCUGGAAGUCACCCCUCUAGGCAGCACUGGCAGAAAUGGAAAGAAGACUCAGCAUCGCACCGUCGCUGCCUUGAGCUUGUCUGUGAGGUGGCACUUAUUCCAUUUGAUAGGAACACAUGCUGACUCUCAUUUGAGAGUGCCUGCAAAAGCAGCACUCAUUUGAUGUUGGCUUCCUCUGCAGUUAUUGUGACGGCCCAUACCGAAGGGGCUCUCUGAAAGGACACGGUAUUUUUGUGCUUGACGAUUACAUGAGAUAGCAGUGAUCAAGAAAUUGCAGAAAGUGUGCAAAAAAAAAGCCUCGAAAUGGAGGAUAAGAGCUCCCAUUAAAUAAAGCACAAGCUUAGUGCAAUCAGCUAAACCCAUAACACUGUUGGGCUCCUCUGAUCCCACAUCAAGGUGCAAAGCUUACAAUGAUAUAAAAGCAUUAUUCCUACCCUGAUCACAGCAUUCAUUUUACAAUCAGAUGCUUCUCAUUAAUGUUCAGGAUUCUUGAACACUCUUUUUUUUGGGGGGGGGGGGGGACGGACAUUUCUACCCUUGACAAAGAAUACAUAGCAAUUGGGCUGGGGUAGCUCUCUUCCACAGGUACUUCCCUCCACUACCAUGUGCUACUUCUUGGCUAAUUAACACUCCCUUCAGGUGGCUCAGUGGGUGUGUCAGAGCACUGUAGAAUGUUCAGGGCAGGACUGCUGCCUGACCAAAAUAGAGAAAUACUGCUCCAGCCUAAUCAUAGUCUGAGCUGCUAUUGUAAUUGGGUCACUAUAUGCAUCUAUAAAAUGUACAUGCCCAUCGCUGCCAAAAUUACACAUUUGCACAGCUGAAAUGAACACUCCUCUCUCUACAAGCCAUCAGGACAGCAGGAUUGCUUUACGAAAGUGUCUCCCUCAAUCUCUGGGUAGGGUAGUUUUCUUUGGGGUGGACUCUACAAGUGCUGGCGUUCAUCCAUUUGCACUCUGUAGUUGCAGUUUUUUGGGGGUUUUUUUUGUUUGUUUUUUUUUUUUUUUUUUUGGAAAAGCUGUUCCUUGGAAUGCUAGCUAAUAAUGCAAUUGGCCAUGAAAUUACAUUAGCUCAACUGGCUACACUUCAACAGCCCCUCCCCCACCGAACAUUUAUCAGAAAAGGCAUUACUGAAAAUCUGCUGUAUCUGACAGAAAAUUCUACAACCAGUCCCACAUGGACAACACUGUCUCUGACUAGUGUAUUUUCCCAACAGGAAGCAUCAGGGUCAUGAGCACUGUAAAUAAAGAAACCGUCUGCUCACAGAGGCUCCCUGAAUUAAGCCCAUCUGGCUUUAUAUAAGAGAGUGUUCCUUGACACACUUAAGAUGGAAAAUAUUUUAGUCUGCAAGGAUUACAUAACCAUGCAUAAAUGUAAACGGGGUCAGCAGCUGCCUGCAUACAACAUUUGCCUCCGUUCCUUGCAGCUAUAUAGUAGCUCAGAAGCUGCAGGCCAAAACCGUGUCUGCCUAUUCAUAGUAUUGCAGAGGGGUGGACUUUGACUUCAUUAAGUCAACAUACUUUAUUCAUUUGCUCUUCUCCUCACUUUCAUUCACUUACUUUGCAAAAAAGGUCUGUAUGGGAACAGAUUGAACUGAUGUACUUGGGUCAGGCAUUUGCUUUCAUUGCUAAAGCACAUUUCUGCUGUUUUAAGAUGGUUAACAUCUAUUGCUGGCAGAUUAGCUGAGCAGCACAUUACACUGCAUUCCAAGAGCUUAACACAAAAUCAGGGUGAGGUCAUUUUUGGUAACCUUUUAUGCAUUGGGUCAGGAACCCAAGGCCAAGAAUGCUCAGUAAGACACUAUUUCAAGUACUGUAUAUCUAAUACUACAAAAUAAAAAGUGACAAGUUCUAGAAUAUGAACGCUGUAUUAUUGGCAUUAGAAAUAAAUAGCGGUUCUCAUCUAUAAAAGAUUGGCAAAAGAAACUGUCAUGUCAUACCAUCACCACAUGAGAUCUAUGUGUUUACAUGAAAACAGCCAAACAUUAGUAUUGUAUAAUUUUUGUUUAAUGGAAAUUUGGGGAUAAGUGUUUGAAUGAGUGGGAAUAUUCUUUUCAAAUAUGAUGUAAAAUAGCAGAAUCACAGAACCUGCAACUCUCAUUUUUAUGGGACAGUUAAAAAUCUAAAGAUUUAUCAAAUCUUUUUCAUCAGUAAUGUGUCUGUUGCGUAAAUAUAAAAAUGUACAAAAGUUUUAAAAAAUCCUGGAAAUGUUAAAACUGUGGAAUGUAAAACCAUAAAAUAAAAUCUCAUUGAUGUGUUUAUUUGUAUGCCAUGUUAAAUCAUCUUACACCCUGCAGAAAACAAAUGCACACAUAAAACUGAUAAUUCCCAUUUGUUGUGGAGAAAGAUCCAAAUGUGCUUAUUAAUUUACCAUUAAAUCAAAGUUAAUUGAUUUUGGGGAUCCCCCCCCCCCCACAUUCUGUGAAAAAGCGCCAUAAACGGACACCAUACGGUAAAGGGCAGACAGAUGAACCUGAAUUCUGCAUAUGACCUUAACUGGAAAACAGACUGUGUGGCUCUGAAUGCUCUGCAAAAGUGUAGAGGCACUAAGAGGCCCAUUUAAAGAGAUGAAAAGCUCAUGUUUAAGCGUUAAUGAAUUCUUCAUGAAAGUAUUAAAAUGGGUACGUGCUUAUGAAUACCUGCUGCUAAUUAGAAAGGGCCAGCUCUUGAAGUGUGCUCUAGAAGGCCAAGAAGUUGCAGGCUUCUCCUGACUCAUAGAUCCCAUCCCACAUUUGAUUACCUAUUUAUUGCACUCUGAAAGAUUACUUUGGCUCUAAAAUGUCAUUAAGGUAAUUCUUCUCAUGGUCCAAAAGUGGAAAAAUUAUUAUUAUAAUACUAAUAGUAUAUUUAAUCCUAAUACUAGGUUUGGACUAUGCAAACCCUGAUGUAGUUCAAACUUAAAACUAGUGUGUGGUAACUUUAUAAAGAGCAUUUAGGUCACUGGUGUCUUAUGUGUUUCACCACCUAAUGGGCCAAACAACUAGUUUAAAAAGUUUCUUGCAAUGACAAAACAUGAUCUCCCUACCAGCUCUGACAUUAAAGUCUGUACAACAUUCCUCAAAUCAAAGUUUCAUCAUAUGAAAAAAAGAACAAGUCAAAAAUCUUUACAGCAAGCUCAAAGUCUGUGUUUAACCUCUGGGUUGUCACCAACUAGAAGCCGAGAAAAAUACUUAUUAUAAGCAUGAUUUCAAAAAUACAUAUGUGCUUGUUAGGCAUAGUACUCUCGUACAGUACUCCAGUAAUUUCUGGAGUAUGAGAGAAGCGGCUAAGACUCGUGCCAAGGGUUGAGUGCUGGGAGAAGCUCAUCACAAGGUUCUAAUGCAUGUGCUGGGCUCUGCUGCUUCCUCACUCAGAUACAGCUAAUUGCCCAGACUGAAAGCAUUUGAAGCCCUGUUCGGAGGUUGGUAGGGACGCCCACUAGAGCAAAUGGCAUUUAAAAACAAAAACAAAAAAAAAAACAACAACAAAAAAAACCCCCACCCAUGUCAGUUAUAGGCUCCAAAAAGCCUGAGAGCGCAAGGUUUCAAAAGGAUGAAUGCAGGCACAUGAAAACCUAAUGCUGAUACAAACGAGAACAUGUGCACAUGUUUGCUUAAGAGCGUGAACAUGUGAUAAACCUCUCAACUGCACGAUGACGGAUGGUCAUCCUCUCUGUCCAUCAUGCACUGAUGAAUUAAUGGGGCUCAAUAUAUGCAAAGCACUGUUAGCCUAGAAAGGUUUUGGCAGACAUUCAAUGCUAAAUGUGUUGUUUCGUAAAUGUCCAGUGAGAAGUGUGCUAUGCAGAGAUUAAAAGAUGGGAAAAUGCUCAACAUCUUCAUAAUUCCUCUUUUAUUUAAGAUUGUUUUCUUCCAGACCUGCAGAGAGGUACAAUGCCUUUAACUCAUUUUUUUUUUUAAACGUCCUUAUUGUUUAGCAUCAAAUAAAACCCGAAGUUAAACUGUAAUGUUUUUUCCUUGGAAUUUCAGUUCAAUCAUUUCUCUUGAAUACUGUUGAAUACUGAACAGUUGGCAAGACCCUACACAGCUGAUACAGGAUUAAGACCAUUAAAAGAGGAAGAUAAUUUGCAGUGGGAGGAGAGAGUUGGUUGUUACAUGGCCCUUGGCAAGACCCUGCUUUCAAAGAAUGAUUGAUGCCUACCAGUACUGCUAUCCCAGCUUCCACCAUCAGUGUGGCCAGCUCAUCACUUUGCUCAGGUAUUCAAGAGUGGGAGGAACAAAAGUAAGAUGAUCAUUCUCCAGUACUUUUCAGACAGUGUUAACUCACCUUUAAAACAGACAUUUUUUAAUGAAUAAAGGAACAGUCAGUCAUUUUCUCUUGCACUAC